GGAGCCUCCAGCACCACGUGCACGUCGGAGGGAUCUGGCAGCAGCGCUCCUGGGUGGAGCGGCAGGCCGGGCGAGAAUGAGGAGAAGCAGCGGCAUGGCUCCUUCUUCCACAAAACCAAGCUGUGCAAGUUCAACCGGCUCGGCAGGUGCACGCGCGGGGAGCUCUGUCGCUUUGCGCACGGGCGCCUCGACAUGAACCCCUUGCCCGACCUUUCCCGAACGAAGUUGUGCCCGGAUCUCUUCCACACGGGACAUUGCCGCUAUCCAAACUGCCAGUUCGCCCACGCCAGGGGCGAGCUUCGGAGGCACCCGUUCGUAUUGGCGGGCGACAGGGGCUACUCAGGUGUACGUGCGGGGGUAAAGCAGCAGCCCCGUGGCGCGGUGGCACAAGACACAGCUUGGGGUCAAGACGUCUCGCGGCCGCAGGCAGACGCGAACCUCCCGUACUCGGACCUUGCGAGGGUGCUUAGCAAGACGAAGCAGAUGGGGCAGGCGGGCUCAUCUGCGCUGUACGGUGACCUGGCAGACGUCUUGAAGAGCCACGGCCAAGGCGGUCCGGUUGACACGACGAUCCAGCAUGAUCAGGCCAGCGGAGGCUUCGUCUCGCCAGAUUUCGACAGCGUUGCCGACAUCUUCAGCGAGGAAGUCAUGGCUGGUGGCUGGUGGAAGAACCACCACGCUCGCCUCAAUGCAGUGUGCGCUAGCCCGCCGGGCUACCACGGGGCAGGCGUGGACAGUGCGGCCAAGAUGGAGCACGUCGCGGCCUCGUUCGCCUGGGAGGAGGACUCCUUCUACGAGGCCCUGAUCGACGAGAGUGCGGCAACCGCAAGCUGGGCGGCGGCGGCCGAGCAGGACCCAGAGCCAAGGCUGCUCUCGCCCAUCUACGCACCGUCGACAACUCUCAGUGUCCUGCCUCCUUUCGCCCUGCCGUGAGUGGCUGCUGCCGAGUCAUGCCUCAGGCGGAGGAAGCUGGCGGGCGUUCGUGGAUCCCGGUUCGGGGACUGGGCCGACUGGUCGCGGAGCGGCCGACGCAUGUCGGAGUUUAAGGCCGCAAUGUGCCAGGAGCGCGAUUCUCCUUUUGGUAAUUACUUGCACUGCCGUGUGACUUUAAGAGCGGCCCCAAGUAGCGUACAGAGUCGGACACUUUCACCUGGAGUGUAGAGCGAUGGUGUGUUAGUAUCGUGCCCAUAUCCGUAGGCGGAGGAGGAGGAGGAGGAGGGCAUUUCAGAUUUCGCACUGGGCUAGAAGGCUGGGGGGCUUUUGGCUGGAGCCCGUCCAGAUUUUAAGCUGCCUGGUUAGGCGCCUCAGGACCUUUUUUUUAGCAGUAGGAUCGACGAAAUGAAGUCUAGGCGGCAGUUCUUGGAGACUUUUUUGUUCGCUCAGGAUUUCCUCUGCUUCUACUUAUCCGCCGUUCAUGCGGCAGGAUCGCCUCAGAGCAAGGCGCGUCAUUCGCCGCGCUCACCGUUGGCAUGAAUUUCAUUGCUGGUCCUACCUGCUGCUCAAGCACCAUUCUCCAUUCCAAGUCAGUGCGAUCCGAUCAGAGGUUGGAGCGCUGGCAUCGUUGCAUGUUUUUUUUAAGAUGCGUUACGUUCGCUCCGCCUCGAGAUCCAACGUGGUGAAACAUUACAACAGCGUCAUGCAUCACGACCAGGACUCGACCCCAUCCUCCCGCGGCUUUCUUUUCAGGCUGUGUCGAUCUGUAGAGGCCAACGCGUGGCGAGCGCGGCCGUCAUGCUUGCUUUCACGACGCUCCGUAGAUGAGGGCAGGCAUCCUCAACGCAAUGCUUUUGCCCGCGCUCCUCCGGCGAAUUCUUCGGCCAGCACUCGGUGCUGCAGCCAACUCGGCCUGCACGCGAAACGCUCUGAGCGGACCCCCCCGAACCUGGAGGAUGUCCUGGCGCUCUGCUCCUUUGCUGGCGACGGCUCGGCCGUCAAGCGAGACCUCCAUGCAACCGGGAGGGCGCGGUCGCGUCCGCGAAGGACCCGUUCAAUCCUC
Prorocentrum cordatum is the source of this 1996-nucleotide messenger RNA. Lineage: Eukaryota; Dinophyceae; Prorocentrales; Prorocentraceae. The record is from the annotation of a GenBank genome assembly.